ACGCUUUAAUAAAAUGGUGAAAGGAAAGUUAUAUAAAAACCUUAAGAAAUACAAUAAACGAAAAAAGGUGUUAGUGGUGAAAAGGCGGGAAGAAAAGAUGGAGGUUGAGAAUAAUGUUGAAGAGGAAGUUGAGGAUAAUGUUGAGGAGGAGGUUGAAGAUAAUGUGUGUACCAUAGAUGGACAUGAGCGUGAUGACGCGGUGGCAUAUUGGAAAAAAUUUUUGGAAGAAAUAAAAAAUUUAGAAUCUCGAAUUGCAAGUCUCUCUAAAUGCAUGGUCUUAACUUAUAUGUUUAUAGAUUCUUAUCUCUCUAAAUACAAGAUUUUUUUAUAUGUUCUUGACUAUGCACUUAGAGAGAGUUGA
Molecule: messenger RNA, 361 nt
Organism: Racocetra persica
Lineage: Eukaryota; Fungi; Glomeromycota; Glomeromycetes; Diversisporales; Gigasporaceae
Source: the annotation of a GenBank genome assembly